AUGCAUGUGUUUCCCGGCGUUUGGAGGCUCUGGGCCUCCCUCCCUGCGACAGCACGCGCCUUCCUCCUGCUCACCGCGGUACAGGCCUUCCUGGCCGGCAUCUUCGCCGCGACGCAGAUCGGCACCUCCCUGCAGGACACCCUGCUCAUCCUCGCCACCUCCCUGUCCCUGUGGUGGCUCAGCCUCGACUCCCUGCUGCGCGCCUGCGCGCACCAGCUCCCCGCCUGCGCCGUGCUGGGCACGCUGGGCGUCGCCGAGAUGGUGGCUUUUGCCGUCGCCCAUGGCGCCGACAGCCCGGGCCCCACCGCCGUCGCCGCGCUGUGUGCCGCGCUGCAGCUCGCCGCCCUGGCCCUGUGCCGCACCGCCUACCGCCAAGUGGGCUGGCGCUGGGCGGGCAGGAUGCCGGGCGACGGCCGCCUGCGCGGCACGGAGCUGAGGAAGCGGGCGGCACUGUGCAGGUCGCGCCUGGGCGCGGCCGCCCGCUUUGAUGCCGUGGUCCUGGCCAUCCUGAGCGUUGUGAUGGUGACCGAGGGCGCGCCCCUGGCCGGCUCGGGCGCCGGGGUCGCGCUGCUGGUGGGCGGCGCGCUGGGCGGCGCCCUGCUGGCGGCCUGGAACGCGGCGGCCACGCUGGGCGCGCUGCGCCGCCAUGCACGCCUCGCCCUGGCCGCCGACUUCGCCUUCCCGCUUUCCUACGGCCCGCCGGUGAUCGGACUGGGUGUGGUGGUGGCGGGCGGGCCUGGCACUGCGGCAGGCGCCCGCCUGGCGGUGGCCUGCGUGGUCUUCCUGGCCGCGCGCGCGACGCUCUGGUGGGCCGUCAGGCUGACAUGGCGCGCGACGCGUGCGCUGCGCGCCGAGGGGGAGAAGGAGUCGCGGCGCAGGCCCGGCCUCACCACCUCCGUCUUCAUGCAGCUGUCGGAGGACGGAUCGACGCUGCGCUGGGGCUGGAGCAGCAGCGUGCUGCUGUACCACGUGGAGAGCGUGCGCGCCGACGACCCGGCGCGCAGCCUCACUCUGACCUUUGCGCUGGGCGCCCCGCUGACGCUGCGCCUGGGCGGCGCGGCCGCCUACGUGGCCUGGCGGACCGGUCUGGCGGAGCUCCUGCCCCGCCUGGCCGCGCACGCCGACCUGCUCACUGGGAACGACGCCGAGGCGGGCGGCACGGAGUCUGCCGGCGUGCAGAAGCACAGGCCGUCGAUCAAACCCGAAUCCUCCGAGCUGGAGGGCUGCAUCAACAUCCACGUGCUGACCUCGCCCGUCGGGUCCCCACGCUGGGACGGCGACGGCGACGCCGCCGGCCACGCCCGCCGGCGCAGUCUUGCGGCGGCCCUGGAGGCGGCUUCCGGGGAGGCGCGGGGCUGGGCGCUGCCGGCGUGGAUGCGCGGCGUGGGCUACCUGGCCUCGGGGACGGUGCCCGGGGGCGGGGCCAAGCGUCGGUCCAGCCCCACCAAGCAGCCGCUGGUGGGCGGCACCUCCCUCAGCUCGCAGAGCAGUGUGGGGCCGCGGGACGACCCCGAGCUGGGCGCCGGCGCCUGGGAGGGCGGCCGCGGGCGAGGCCUGGAGGCGGUCCUGGGCCACCCCGGCCUGCACCGGCGGGGGGGGGCGUCCAGCGCGGCCGGCAGCACCCCCACCUCGGAGGACCUGCGCUUCGGGCGCCUGCUGGGCGAGGGGUCCCAGGGCGCGGUGUACGCGGGGCGGCUGGCCGAGACCCCGGUGGCGGUCAAGCGCGUGGCCGCGGCGGGCGGCGAGCUGGACGCCCACAUCCACGCCACCACGCCGGGGCACGACAACGUGGUCGCGCUGCGCGGCUGGUGCGUGCACGCCGGGUCGGUGUACCUGGUCAUGGAGCUCAACGUGCUGCUGGGCCCCGGAGGCGUGCCCAAGCUCGCGGACUUUGGCAUGUCGGUGCUGGUGGGCGCGCCCGAGGCCGGGCAGCGGCACGUCAUCGGCACCGCCGCCUACGCCGCGCCGGAGCUACUGGAGCAGGGCCCGCCGGCGGCCGGCGCCGCCGCGCUCAAGGCCGACGUCUACUCCUUUGGCGUGGCGGUGUGGGAGGCGCUGGCGCGGCGCAGGCCGCACCAGGGGCUGGACGGGUACCAGAUCCAGACGCGGUGGAUGCUGGACCCGGAGGCCAUGCGCCUGCCGGGACCGGGCCGGGGUCGCGCGGAGCUGGACCCCGCCGCGGCCCUGCUCUGGGACCUGGUGGCGGACUGCACGGCCAUGGACCCCGCAGCCCGGCCCGACAUGCUGGCGGUGCUGGAGAGGCUGCGUGCGGGGACGGGCCAGUCGCCGCCCCAGCCCCACACGCCCUUGGACAUGCGGCCGCGGAAGAGGGCCGAGGCGGUGAGGUAG
Messenger RNA from Auxenochlorella protothecoides, 2349 nucleotides. Its product is annotated as Cysteine-rich receptor-like protein kinase 27. Gene Ontology annotation, molecular function: ATP binding; protein kinase activity. The transcript has 11 exons. The record is from RefSeq and is a predicted model, not a curated record. NCBI's taxonomy places the organism in Eukaryota, Viridiplantae, Chlorophyta, Trebouxiophyceae, Chlorellales, Chlorellaceae. Gene Ontology annotation, biological process: protein phosphorylation. The coding region runs from base 1 to 2349 and encodes 782 amino acids.